Molecule: messenger RNA, 1536 nt
Organism: Paramecium tetraurelia
Lineage: Eukaryota; Ciliophora; Oligohymenophorea; Peniculida; Parameciidae
Exons: 5
Source: RefSeq, a predicted model, not a curated record
AUGAAAUUAAGCCAAACUGCUUAAACAAAAGUGUCUAGAAUGGAUGAUUCGUUUUCAACAGAUAUACAUAGCAUGUGUUAUAGCAGAGUCAACAUUCUUACAAGUGAAGUUGAGAAGCUAACAGAUGUUUUGGGAACUGCUUCUUAGGAAAUGGAUGUUCUCAAAGAACAGAAUCACGAAUUGUAAAAUUAAAUAUCCGAGAUGGAACAUUCAAAUUAAAUUAUUAAUUAAGAGUUUGAUAAUGUUUGUGAAAGAUUAAAAUAAAAAAGCAUAGAAGCAGAAGAGUAUGCCUUCUAGGUUCAAAAGUUAGCUUUACAAAAACAAGAACUAACUCAAAAUUUGAACAAGGUACUGAAUGAAUUGGAAUAAAUAAAUCAAGUAAUCGACAUUAAAGAUCAAGAAAUUUAAUCUGGAAAAUAACAAUUUAUUGCAAAAACAGAGGAACUACAGUAAAGUUUAUAAUAAACUUACCAUUUGGAUUAGGCCUUGAAGAUAGUAAAGGAAGAAAAAUUAAAAUACAUUUAUGAAUAUUAAUAGUUGUAAAAGUUAGCUGAGGAAUAAUAAUAAUAAAUAAAAGAACUAAAUGAGUAUAGAAUAGCAUAUGAAACAUUAAAAGUAGACUUGAAUAUCCUCAGAGUCAAUUACACAACUUUACUAAAUUAAAAAUUAGAGGAAAAAAAGGAGUUGGAAGCUCAAAUUGAUGUGUUAAGAGACAUGCAUACAUAUACUAUUGAAGAUGCCUAACUAAAAUAUGCUGAUUAAAUUAAAUAAGAAAUACAAUCAUUCAAAUAGCUUUAUGACGAAUAAUACAAAUUCGAAAGGAUGACUUAUGAAUCUGCAUUAGAUCAAAUGAAGAAUUAAGUGGGCACUCUUUCAAUUCAAUUGCAGAAUGCUGAAAUUUUGGUUAGCACUCAUAAGUAAAACUUGAUGAACCAAGCUUAAUUGAGCAUGUUUGAGAAAUCAAAUUAGGUGAGUGAAUUAAAGGCUUAAAAUUACGUCUUAUAGGAUUCUCUUAGGGCAGCCAAUAGAGAGUUGAAUGAAUUGAAAUAAUAAAUGGAGAACGGUAACAUAAUUAGAUUUGAUGACGAAGUGAGGAGAUAGAUUGAAUAUAAAUUAGAUCUAUGUUAGCAAUUACAAUAAGACAAAGAGGAACUACUUAAAGAGAAUGAAUAACUGAAAAGGGAAAAUCAAUUGUUGAAGGAUAACAACGAAUUGAUUUAAUAAAAGAUAUCAUAACAAUCACCAAAUAUAAGUUAGUUGCCUUAAUCUUUACUUGUAAGUUAAAUAUCACCAUCAGGCUUUUAAGGCAUUUCUCCUGGAUUUAAGAUCAAUGAAAGCGAAAAAAUAAAGUAUUUAUUGAAGACUGUUGAUCAGUUACAAAAUGCAAUAAAAAACCGAGAUCAAGAGAUUACAAAAUUAUCAUAGAUGGCCAGUACUAAUGUUGGAUUGUCUUCACUUUUAAAUAAGCAAAAUUCAGGAGUGCGAUAUGACAAUCUCAAUUCAGAAAAUAUAAAUGCCUUUGAUAAGUAAUUAUGA